CGGCCCCAGCCGCCCCCUUGUGCGCCCCCCCCGUGUGCACCCUUCUCCCCCCUCGCCGGGCACCCUCCUUCCCCGCCGCCCCCCCAGGCCCCUCGUGCAUCCUCCCGGCUCCCCGCUUGCAUCCCCCCGACCCCUCCUCGCAUCCUCCCCGUCCCUCCCCGCCUUGUGCGCCCCCCUCCCGGGCACCCCCCCCCGCUCUCCUUAGCGCAGCCCCUUGCGCUCCCCCCUCGUGCAGCCCCUCCCGCCCCGGGACCCCCCUCCCACGCCAUGGGCACGCGGCAGACCAAGGGCUGCCCGCCGGGCGGCCCCGCCGAGAGCCCCCCGCCGCCCCGCAAGCGGCUGCCCCCCCGCGACCGCGGCGACUUCCUCGCCUCCCUGGUGGCCAAGUCCGGCGAGAAGUUCGGCCGGGGGGGCGGCAGCCUGCCCCCCUACCACCGGCGCAUCUGCCUGAUCCAGGAGCUGCUGCUGCUGGCCAAGCAGGGCAGGCAGGAGGAGGCCACGGAGCUGCUGCGGCACCUGCGCCAGGACUUAGGAAUGGAGUCGACCUCUCUGGAUGAUGUCCUCUAUCGGUACGCCAGCUUUCGAAACCUAGUGGAUCCAAUCACCCAUGACUUGAUCAUCAGCCUUGCUAGAUACAUCCACUGCCCCAAACCGGAGGGGGACGCGCUGGGGGCCGUGGAGAAGCUCUGCCGGCAGCUGACCUACCACCUGAGCCCCCACUCGCAGUGGCGGCGCCGCGGCCUCGCCAGGAGGAAGCCCCAAGCCUGCUUGAAAGCUGUGCUGAUGGGGAAGCCGCCGGACAACACGGUGGACCUGUCGGGCAUCCCGCUAGCGCUGAAGGACCUGGACCGCGUCACAGCGUACCUGCAGCACAGCGCGGCGCACAUCGACACGGUGGAGCUGUGCUUCACCGAGCUGACAGAUGAGAUGCUGCUGCAGCUGCUGCCGGCGCUGGGCACCCUGCCUCACCUCACCACCCUCUCCCUCAACGGCAACCGGCUCACCAAGGCCAUCCUGCGGGACCUCACUGAAGCCCUCAAGGACCCCAAGAAGUUCCCCAGCGUCACUUGGAUCGACCUCGGCAACAACGUGGACAUCUUCUCCUUGCCGCAGCCCUUCUUGGUCAGCCUGAAGAAGCGCUGCCCCAAGCAAGGCAACUUGCCAACCAUCCUAGAGUUUGGUGAGGGGCAGGUGAACGACCUGGAGGGCCAAGACAGCCUGGCCGAGAGCCCGGAGGACCUGCGAGCCGCCAGCCAAGGCAUGGCUGAGCUAGAUGGACCUGACCACCUCGGCUUGCAGCUGGUGGACCGAGUGGGCCAAGGUGGGAUGCUCCCAAGUAAACGUGGCUGCAGACAAGAUGCCACGGCCACGCAGACAUGAUGUUGACCCCAGGGUGCUCAGCAAGGCACGGUAUGCAGAGACGAAGGGAAGCUGAUGCCUUGGUGAUGGAGGCCGUACCAGAGGGUCCAUCAGCAUGGUGGGAUGCAUUGAGAUCCGGAUGAUGAAUGUCAACCCUUUGCUUUUCAAAGAACAGUAAAUGUGAUCAUGUUGAAUACGUUCUAUUUUAUAAAAGCCAGACUGAUCUUUUUUUUUUAAAACAUUAGUGAUGUGCUAUGCUUUUUAACCACUCAAAAAAUACCUGUAUCACCAAGGUGUUGUAACACCCAUCCUCUCAAGAGCACAAAAGGGGAGAAGGAAGGUGAGGAGCAGCUGCAGGGAGGAGCUCCGGCUCCUUCGUUCUCAGGACAGCCUGGGGCCGGGGCUCGGCGUGGGCUCCUUGCCACUGCUGCCAAAAGCCCACAGUACUGCAUGCUUAUAAGGGAAAAAAUAAUAAUAAUAAUCCUGGGGAUUUCCCUCUAUCAAACACUGCCACGCUGGGCUGGGUGGACGCAAGUCAGCCGAAGCUUUGAAGCCUCGGAAAGGCUUUUCGGUCUCUUGGCCGCGUCCAUCCCCUGGGCACCUGAAGUGCUUUGUUUCUAAAGCAUUUGCGGGGCAUUUAGAAGCAUGCAUCUGAUGAUUUCUGGAUGGCAAAUGGGUCGUCCCAGUGCAGGAACGUAUCCUCUGGCUUUUGAACCAGCAUUUCGUUUGCUCAUGGACCUGCAUGAAGCACUUCCGCGUGUCCAAGGACCAACCCCAGCUUCUUUGGCUAAAAGGGAGCCCCUUCGCUUGGGUUCGAAUCUCUCCCUAGGCGAGUUUUACAGUCUCCCUUUCCCAGCUCGGGCAUGAGCAGUGAACUGUGGGCUUUGCUUUUUCUGGGCAUAAACGUAGACUUUUUGGUCUUCCCUUCACCCCGCUCUGUUUCCCACCAGCGCACGCGAAGCCACAUGCCUUUCCCAGCAGGGCAUCAUGCUGCUGGUGGGUGUCUCUCCUCCGUACGCAAGUAGGUAACUUUUACUUAGAAGAAACUCUGCUACCUGUUUUAAUACAUUUGGCAAAGUUCAGUAUGGUUUGCAUGUAUCCAAACCUUUCCUUUUUUCCUUUUUCUUUUUUUUUUUAAAUGCUAAUUCUUUCCAACAGGCAUGAAAAAAAAUUUGCAGUGAAUAAACAAUUCCGUUUGAAAUGAAAGAGUUAUCCAUAAUUGAAAUAAAUGAUGGUGUUUAAUAAG
Messenger RNA from Rhea pennata, 2605 nucleotides. RefSeq names its product leucine rich repeat containing 75A (gene LRRC75A). The transcript has 4 exons. Lineage: Eukaryota; Metazoa; Chordata; Aves; Rheiformes; Rheidae. Bases 268 to 1380 code for a protein of 370 amino acids. The record is from RefSeq and is a predicted model, not a curated record.